This is a messenger RNA of Arachis ipaensis, 2019 nucleotides long. The record is from RefSeq and is a predicted model, not a curated record. NCBI's taxonomy places the organism in Eukaryota, Viridiplantae, Streptophyta, Magnoliopsida, Fabales, Fabaceae.
AUGGUUUUUGCUUUCCCCUUCUCUCUUGAGGGUCAAGCAAAAGAGUGGUUCUACUCCCAACCGGAUGAAGUGGUGACUAAAUGGGAUCUAUUGGGAAGAGAGUUCUUAGACAAGUUCUUUCUGCCGGAGAAGACCGAUUACAUCCAGAAAGAAGUUUUUGGUAUAAUGCAAAAAGACCAAGAGGCCCUCUAUGAGUACCGGACUCGAUUCAAGAGACUAUUGAAAUCUUGUCCACAUCAUGGAUUGGACACUCACUUGCUCAUUAGCUAUUUCACUGGAGGUCUCUGCUCGGCGGAUAAGAGAUUGCUUACCGCUUCUAGUGGUGGUUCCCUUUCUAAGAACAAGACGGCGGCGGAAGCAUGGAGCUUGAUAAAUGAUGUCGCCGAGGCUACACAACAUGUAAGGGUGAGGAACAACCCUCUCAAGGGUGUGGUGGAAGCGCUUCCUUCCGAAUCGACUUUGACCAAAGUGCUUGGGGACAUGACCACUCUCCUCACGAAGAUGCACAAGGAACAAAAGGAAUUUUACUCAAUCCAAGCCGUCCAAGCCCCACCCCAAAUCCUCCAACUUGAAGGACCUCCUAGAGUAUGUGGUUUAUGCUCUAGCACCACAUAUUACACCGACCAAUGCCAUCAAGUACAACAGGAUUACCCCUUUACGAUAGCCAAUGUGAACUACAACAACUGUCCACCCUAUCAAUCUCAAGGCCAAAAUAAUUACUCUCAUAGUAAUAGUUUCAAUCAAGGGUGGAGGAACAAUGCACAAGGGAACAACCAAAAGCAAAGAUGGAACCAAGGCAACUCAUCCUCUCAUUAUCAAAACAACACCAAGCAAAAUCAUCAUAUCCAACCAUACCAACACCCACAACAAAAUCACAACAACAACCACUCUAGAUAUCAAGCACCUCACCAAAGACUCCAAUCUAAUCAACCCUCUUCUUCUUCCACCAACCAAGGUGAUGACUCUAAUCGUGCACUCUACCAAGAGCAAGAGAGACUUAGAGCUAUGGUAGAGAAAAAUAAAGAGAACAAUAGGGCCCAAUUCUAUAACAUGAGUGCUCAAUUGUCCAACAUCACCGAAUUACUUUCAAGGAUAUCCCUACCUCCUACCAACAAUACCAACACCAACCAAGCCUCUAGCUCAUCCCACCUUCCUUCCCAACCUCUCCUAAACCCAAAGGGUAUCAUCAAUGCAAUCACCUUGAGGAGUGGUACAACGCUUGAGGAAGUUGAACCCAAGCCCAUCAAGUUGGCAGUGGAUGUUCCUCAUGUAGAAGUUGGUGAAAUAAGGGAGAUAGAUGAAGAUGAAAAGGAGGAAGAAGUUGCAAAGAAAGAAGAUGAGCAAUUGAGGGCCAAGGAACCGAAGCGGAAGAGCAACUUAGAGGAACAAAUCCCUAUACCUUUCCCUACGUUAGCCAAGAAGGCCAAGAAGAAUGAGGAGCUUGAUCCGAACAUAGUGCAAAUCUUCAAGAAUGUGGAGGUAACUAUUCCACUCUUUGAUGCCAUACAUCAAGUUCCAAAGUAUUCUAAGUUCCUUAAGGAUGUGUGCAUUCAUAAAGAUAAUAUUGGUGGACUAGGGAUGAAUCUAUUAGGCAAUUUUGCUUCUUCUGUGAUGGUUGAUUUUCCUGAAAAAUAUAUUGAUCCCGGUCCUUGCUUGGUUUCUUGUAUGAUUGGUGAGAUUCAACUUAAGGACUCCAAAGGGAAGGUGGUGAAGUUUAAAUUGGAGGAAACCAUAAGGCAACCUCUAGAGGUACAUUCAAUUUUUGGUUGUGAUAUUGUUGAAGAUGAUGUAAUUGAAGAACAUUUUGGGAGUGACAAGAUAAGCUUCAAUAGAGGUUUGGGUACAAGAGGAGUUAGCAAGGAAAAGGGGAAGGAUCCACGACUUCCAUAUCCUCAAGUGAACAAGGCACCCAAUCAUGGCGCAAUUGACAAGUGGAAGCAUCUCCCCUUGAAGGACACUCUUACCAAAGCCAACAAGAAGGACAAGAUAGAUGUCCUUGAGGAUAUUCCAAAAAGAUGA